GCCCCGCGCGAGACGCACUUCUUCUCCUCCUCCCCCCCCCCACUUCCAUCAGGUUGCUCCCAACUUUGCGCGAAGGUCACAACGCGAGAGGGAAGGCGGCCGCAUAGCGACAGUGAAAACCUCCUCCUCCUCCUCCUCCUCCUGCCAUUCCUCCCCGCCGUCCGGAUGCUGGCACGCUGUUAGGCGCUCAGUACAAUUCCAGCGCGUCCUCCGCGGUCUCCUCGGCUCUCCUCCACCAAUGCUGCUACAUCAGUUCAUGAACGGAGCCCUGGAAGUCAUGCAUCCCUCGCCGCUCCAGAAGGACACCACGUUCACCAAGAUCUUCGUCGGCGGGCUGCCGUACCACACGACCGACGCCUCGCUGAGGAAAUACUUCGAGGCCUUUGGGGAGAUCGACGAGGCGGUGGUGAUCACGGACCGGCAGACCGGUAAAUCCAGAGGAUACGGCUUUGUGACGAUGACGGACCGAGGGGCGGCUGAGAGAGCGUGCAAGGAUCCCAACCCCAUCAUCGACGGCAGGAAGGCCAACGUGAACCUGGCCUACCUGGGGGCCAAACCCCGCAGCAUACAAACAGGCAUAUCCAUCGGAGUGCAGCCCAUUCACCCGGCACUCAUCCAGAGGCAGUAUGGGUUGGCCCAGCCGUACGUCUACCCACAAGGCUACGUGCAGCCCAGCCUGGUGAUGCCCUCUCAGGUUUCCACGGCCGUCAGCGGCAGCCCGUACCUGGACUACGCCGCGGCCUACACCCAGUACGCCCAGGCGGCCUUUGAGCAGCAGUACCCGUACGCCGCCUCCCCGGCCGGAUUCCUCGGCUACAGCUACGCCACCAGCCCCACGGCCAGCAGCGGGCCGGCCGCCGCCGCCACAGCCCCGGCCUCCGUCCACCCCGCCCUCGCCUCCGCCGCAGGCCCGGCCCAGGCCUUCCUACACUACGCCCCGCAGCAGCACAUCCAGCCGGACCGCAUGCAGUGAGCCUGUGAAGGAUGAGGAUGAGGAGGAGGAGGAGGAGAAGAAGAAGCAGCGGUAUAGGUGGAGGUGGAAGAAGAGGGGGGGGGGGGUAGUGGACGCAGACCUUUUUGGACAGAGGAUGGCAAAACACGCCCUAACGGGUGACCCGGCUAUCAUCAGCAGGCUUUCAGGAAAAGGGGAGGGUCUAUUGCACUAUAGGAACAGAGUGAGCCGUUUGCUCAUUGGUUUAAGGCCAAAAGGGUUGCGAGGGGGUUGGAGGAAUCUCGAGGUUCAGGUUGGGAAGCUAAACGGCGUAAAAUAUGUGGUCGCUUCCAGAGGCCAACACUUCAUUUUCUUUUUUUAUUAUUAUUAUAAUUAUUAUUUUUAUGGUCCUUUAUUAUUGUAUUAAUGUCAUCGUCUAUUUGUUUGUAUGCCUUUUUUUAAUUUUUAUUAUUAUCAACGUGUUGAUGGCUCCCAUCAGACACGUGUCCCUGGUACACGUCGGUGAGCAGAGAGCCACCCGGGACACGUCGCGCCCCUUCCCUCCCGUCUCUGGGGCGGAUACGAAGGGCGCUGCUGCUUCAGGACACUCGGGGACAUGCGGAUAAUGGGUGCAGGUGGAAGACUGGGGGGGGGUGAUCUCGAGGAGAGGCACACAGCAAGUCUCAUUCUGGUGCCGCCCCCCCUCCCCCCCCCCCCCCCCCCCCCCGAACAAACUGACCACACCACGUGAGGACAAUGAGAAAUGUUUGCCUCCUCCACGACGCAACGGGAAAGAGUUCCCGUGUUACAGGACACUGGGGGCCUCCAUUGUUUGUUUUGAGACAGUGAUGUCAGGACUACACCUUUUAAAAAAAUAUAUAUCUUAAUUAAAGAGGCCUUAAUAAAAGAGAAACUUCUUUUAGAAUCUCCAGAUUUCUUUUUCUCUCGCUCUCUCUCUCUCAUGCCCCCCCACACACACACACACACACACACACACACACACACACACAGACACAGAACCGAGUGCAUAAAGCCCUUUGUAUUGUAACUGGCAUUUCAGCAGUCAGGCACAUUAAUCUGGCUUACUUUGGGUCUUGAUAAUUUCAAAUGGAUGUAGAUAAUCACAUGCAGUAUGUGGGCAGUGGGGACCAGGAGAGCUGCGUGUCGUUGUUUAAAGGGAGCUGACGCCGAGCUCAGACACCAGUGUAUUUCUUUUUCUUUUUUUCUUUUCACGGAGAUUGUUGCUCUCAAAGGACAUUCAUGUACAGCAAUUUGAAAUAUUUUCAGACAUCAAGUACAUUUACAAUAUUUAUAUGUAGGUAUUUAUGAGGUACUAAGUUAAAAUAGCUUAUUGUUUUUGGUUACCAUGACCUAUAGUUGUGGCACUGAUGUCAUUUAACCCGCAAACCUGCAGAUCCACAGGUGUCUCAUUUCUUUUUCAGUCACCGUGUCUGUGGAUUUGACCUGGUGCACAACAACUACAGUAGAUGCGAAAUUCUGUAGAUGCUUGUCAGAUUGCAUCAGGAAAUGUCUUUUACAGUCCCUUUAAUUAAAAAAAAAAAAAAAAAAAAGCCAUACCAAAAAAAAAUAGAAAUAAAGACUUUGUACUUAAAGA
This is a messenger RNA of Pungitius pungitius (ninespine stickleback), 2546 nucleotides long. RefSeq names its product RNA-binding protein 38-like. The transcript has 4 exons. Gene Ontology annotation, biological process: regulation of RNA splicing. Gene Ontology annotation, cellular component: cytosol; nucleus. Lineage: Eukaryota; Metazoa; Chordata; Actinopteri; Perciformes; Gasterosteidae. Gene Ontology annotation, molecular function: mRNA 3'-UTR binding. Bases 239 to 973 code for a protein of 244 amino acids. The record is from RefSeq and is a predicted model, not a curated record.